This is a messenger RNA of Panonychus citri (citrus red mite), 2380 nucleotides long. RefSeq names its product dopamine receptor 1-like. Bases 311 to 1777 code for a protein of 488 amino acids. Gene Ontology annotation, molecular function: G protein-coupled receptor activity. The record is from RefSeq and is a predicted model, not a curated record. Gene Ontology annotation, cellular component: membrane. Lineage: Eukaryota; Metazoa; Arthropoda; Arachnida; Trombidiformes; Tetranychidae. Gene Ontology annotation, biological process: adenylate cyclase-activating adrenergic receptor signaling pathway. The transcript is spliced from 2 exons.
UUUACAAAAAUGUAAUUCGACUGUUCAUCUGCUCCACGAACUGUCAAGUUAUUAGUGGUAACAAGUUUCAAAGAACAUUUCAAAAUGAUUCCAUUCGCUUUAUAUUGUUCAUCUUUUUGAUUAUUCUCAUUUAAUUAUAUUAAUCUUUCUCAAACGGUUGGUAAUUAAUUCUGAUUUUCGUUAGCAUAAUGUGAUUGUGAUUCGAUUGGUGUAAAAAUGUUAACUUCACGAAAUAGAUUCACUUUGAUUUCAACUGAAUUGUACAUGUGAUUUUUGUCAAUCAUCAAUUAUUUAUAUUUAUUAUCAAGUUAUGAAUAAAAGUUUCAUCAAUUGUACUUUGAAUGAUCCCGAUAACAAUGAAAGAUUGACCUUUAAUGAUGAUAACUCUCUUGGUCAGUUUUGUACAACUAAUGGAGUUACAACGAUGUUAACAAGAUACGCCGUUAAUUCAGCUUUAGUUGUGAUCAUUUUAGCUUCAAUUUUGGGAAAUCUUUUGGUUUGCAUUGCGAUUUAUACUGAUCGGCGACUUCGUAAGUUAUCAAAUCUAUUUCUUGUCUCUCUUGCGUUAGCCGAUCUUUUCGUUGGAUCACUUGUGAUGACCCUUGAGUUGACCGCAAAUCUAAUGGGAUAUUGGGUAUUUGGUCAAAGAGCUUGUGAAGCUUGGAUAUCAUUUGAUAUAAUGUGUUGCACUUCAUCAAUUUUAAAUCUUUGUGCAAUUUCAUUGGAUCGAUUUCUUCACAUUAAAGAUCCACUUCGAUAUAAUCAAUGGAUGACCAAAAGGGUUGUCCUCGCUUCGGUAGCAUUGAUUUGGCUUUUAUCGGGAUUGAUUUCAUUUGUACCUGUAAGUUUGGGCUGGCAUAAACCGUCCAACAUUAUUGAUGACCUUAGCACUGACCAAAUACUAACCUUAACUACCCCACCAUCGUCAUCAUCUUUAGUUAUAACAACAACACCAUUAACAAUUAAUCUGUCCCAACCAUUGGUACCAGAUGAAUAUCAAUGUGCUCUUGACCUUACACCUCUCUACGCUCUGGUCAGCUCAACGAUUAGUUUUUAUCUUCCUUGCCUAAUCAUGAUCGCCUUGUACACUCGAUUGUAUCUUUACGCUCGUAAACAUGUUCAACACAUUCGCUCAAUGGCCAAACCUCUUCACUUUGAUCCUGAUGAUGGUUGUUCAGGUUCAUCAUCAGCACGAUCAUCAUCUCAUCAUUCUCAUCAUUCAGUUAUGGAUCACAAGGCAGCAAUAACUCUCGGUGUUAUCAUGGGAGUGUUUCUAAUCUGUUGGGUUCCAUUUUUUUGUAUUAACAUAAUCGCCGCCUUUUGUAAAACAUGUAUACCUGAGUUAAUUUUCAAAACCUCAACUUGGCUGGGUUGGCUUAAUUCAGCUCUUAAUCCAGUAAUUUAUAGUAUAUUUAACACUGAAUUUCGAGAAGCAUUUAGGAAAAUUUUACUAUCAGUUCGUGAUAAUGAUUGGUGUCGUUCAUUUGGUGAGAAAACAGAUUCUUGGUCUAAAAGACCAUCAAAUGGCCAUUCAACUGGACGAUACCUUUCAACGAAUCACCAUAGGAUGGAUUCACCUGAUUUACCUGUGACUGGUGCUUAUGGUGUUAAAAUGAUGUCCGCUGGUCUACAAAGUUCAUCUAAAUGUGCAGCAUUGCUCACAUGUAAACCGGUAGAGGUCACAUCAGGGGUAAAGGGUUACAUGGACAUAAUACCGAUAAAAGAUAAUAUUGAAAUUAUCUGUGAUACAUCAACAGGCAAAAUCAGUGCAAUUUAACAAAAGUCCGUAAAGUGAAAAAUUGAGUCCAAAAUUACUUAACAAUCAACGACUACUUAAUACAAAAUGUAACGGUAAACCAUAGUCAACAGAAAUGACCACUAAUCUUAAUGGUUACAAGCAAACAAACUGUGCCAAAAACAUGAUCACUCAUCAGUUAAUUGACCAACACUCGAUAAUAUUAUUGACCAUCAGAAUCACGUUCAUGUUAUCAUGUUGUGUGUCUACAAAUCAUGAAAACCAUUGAAGUUUACCAUGUUAAAUAUAUAUAAGAUCUCAUAAUCGUUUCUUGAAAAGUUCCAAAUAAUUUGAGAUGAAGACGAUAACCAAUCGAUAAUCAAUCGAACUCAAUAUGAAUCCAAGAUACGAACGGGAUAUCGAUUCGAUUCAAUUAAGCUAAUGGAUCAUCUCUUAAUAACGAAAAUAAUAUUCCUAGAAUAUCAAAACCGGAGGGAACAUGGGACUCGCUGAAACCAACGAAUUAAUUUGAACUCGGCGAUCAAUUCAAACUGUAAAUUAUGUACAAAAUAAUAUCGAAGACAAAUAUUGUAAAUAAUAAAAAGAUUAACUUUCAAUAUUUAAUACCAUUUAUUUACAAGUUAA